Molecule: messenger RNA, 2601 nt
Organism: Helicoverpa zea (corn earworm)
Lineage: Eukaryota; Metazoa; Arthropoda; Insecta; Lepidoptera; Noctuidae
Product: pre-piRNA 3'-exonuclease trimmer-like
Exons: 11
Coding region: 115-1701 (528 amino acids)
Biological process (GO): nuclear-transcribed mRNA poly(A) tail shortening
Cellular component (GO): endoplasmic reticulum; cytoplasm
Molecular function (GO): RNA binding; poly(A)-specific ribonuclease activity
Source: RefSeq, a predicted model, not a curated record
UUUGUCGGAGAAACUGAAAUUAAUCUUAUUUUAUAAAACUUUAGUUAAAUUACAAUAUCAAAGAAAUUAAAUCAAGUUUUUUAACUUUAAUCGUGGUAUUUACUUACCAUAAUUAUGGAGAUAACAAGGAAUAACUUUCUAGAUGAACUAGAUACAAUAAAAAGAGAUUUAUCGAAAUCCUGUUUUGUUGGUUUCGAUGCUGAAUUUACAGCUCUCUUAUCAACAGAAUGCUUUAAACACAGAUUAUUCGACACAAGUGAAGAACGGUAUGACAAAUUAAAGAACAAAGUGAGCAACAUGAUAAUGACGCAGGUCGGACUAACCAUGUUCCAGUAUAACAGAGACCUGGACUCGUACACGGCUACUGGCUACACGUUCCAUCUGUGCCCGCAAGUCUUUGGGGAUAUUGACCAGUCUUUCAUAUUUCAAGCAUCAACACUGAAUUUUCUGUGUAAACAUAAUUUUGAUUUUAAUAAGUUCACAUAUGAAGGCCUGCCGUACUUGAGUCAAGUGGAGGAAGCCCGAGUGAGGCAGAGCCUCAAAGACAAAUCCCUGUUCAAUGACCUCUCCAGAAUGCUCACGAUGGAGGAAGAGAAACAGCUGCAGCAGUACCAAUCUCAAGUUUCCAAAUGGCUGAAAAGAAGUCAAGAAGACACAUUAUACCUGGACGUGGAAAACCCAGUGCUCCGAUAUAUAACCCACAUUGAGGUCCGGAUGAGUUUCCCCGAGGUCCUCACUACCGAUAGCUUAGGUAAUAGUAAGAAGAUACUGAUAUACCGAGAUAAAGACGUAGAAGGUGCACAUAGCGCUCCAAUAGCAAUACUAGAAGACAACCUCAUGAGCCACUUACUAGGAUUCUCUCAAAUCAUUUCACUACUCUCCGAAUCACAGAAACCUAUUGUAGGACACAACAUAUUCCUAGACACCGUAUUAUUACACAACCAAUUCAUUGGGCCACUCCCAAACAGAUACAAAGACUUUAAAAAUAACAUUCACACAAUGUUCCCCAAUGUAUAUGAUACUAAGUACAUAUCACACGAAAUGUCUAUGAAACUCAGCUACCAUGAGGUGUGGAAAUCAAACGCAUUACAAGAUUUAUACGAGUUCUUUUCGGAGGGAAAAUGCAAGAAGUUACAGAACGGCGUGAAUUUAAUCAAACUGAGCAGACCUUUCAAUGUUAAGCAGUCGUAUCAUGAAGCUGGGUGGGACUCUUAUUGUACAGGGUACUGUUUCAUCCGCCUCGGGCACUGGACAGCGUGUGAGAACCGCGGCAGCUACCGCCCUGUGGGACCCGUCGAGACGUUAUCUGCGCUCGCACCCUACUGCAACAAGGUUAACAUUAUUCGCGGCGCUGUGCAGUAUAUGAAUUUAGCGGAAGACGAUCCGCCGCGUCAUCGACCGGGGUUAUUGCAUUUGAGGGCUCUUGCAAAGAGAACUAUUAAUGUGGCAGAGGUGGCGUCUGAACUCGCGACCUUCGGAUCUUUAGACAUUAAGCCUUAUGGAAGCAGGACUGCUCUCAUAGCUGCUAGCAGUCGGCAUACUACACAAGUGAUCCUGAAGCAAUACAAGAACAGCAAAGUGUACAGAAUAGCUCCGUACAGCGUGUACCGACACUCCACGGCCGGGAGGAUGGCUAUAUGGAGUGGAGCCCUAAUCACUGGCAGCUUGGUGCUAUACUUACUACACAGAAAACUUAAAUAGGUAAUAUAAAGCGACGAACGUAGGCAACCAAAAUACCUCUUUAACCUUAGCCAAAAUAACCUGCUUCCAUCAAUAUUAGUGCCUUAACGAUAAAAUACUCUUUAGUCACGUUUACCAUAUUUAUAGAGGGUUAACAGUUAAUAAAAUUUCACUGCUAACCGAGUUUGCCAACACACAAAAUUCCAUAAUAAAUUGUACCUAAAUACCACCUUUUUGCGGCAAUCAUAAGUACUUUUUGCUAUUUUAGCGACCGAGUAUUGUAUACAAAGAUUCCUAUUAUAAAGAAGUUUUUUAUUGAUUAAUUAAUUAGAGUGAUAUAAUGGUGCAUUUUUAGUAAUUUAGUUAAAUCAUUUAGGUAUCUCUGUUUUGCAAUGCCAAUGGCUAGCAUGCCAAUGUGCCAAUAUUCAAUAUGCUAGUCAUCAUUGAAGGCAUUUUACCGUGUACAUAUUGUAGCAUAAUUGAUAUUUUUUAUUAAGGUUCUCCAAACCUAACUCUGGGGAUUUUGUUGCGCCACUUCUUCCCAGCGUAAACACAUACGAAGUGGUGAAGAUGGGUCUCGUGUAAUUUUGACGUUCUGAUACUGCAAUUUUUCAGCCUACUUUGAUUUUUGCUAAUUGUGAAAGUGUUCAAAUAUGUGACAGCUUGUUCAUUUUCGGAAUUUAUACAAUUUGCUAUACAUAGAUCAGUGACGCAAUAGAAAUAAAGUAUUUAAAUGUUUAAAUAACUUGUGACCUCAUUAUUGUUUAUUUUUUUCACUAGAUUGUUUAGUAUAGUGUUGACAACAAAUAAUUUAUAGACAGCUGUUGUUCAUUUGACUGAAGUCCAUACUAUUGUUGUUUAGUUUUAAGAUUAAUGUGCCACUUUAUUUGUUUAUUAGAAAUAAAUCAGUGACUGUUCCUA